AUGCUAAAGUUUCGCAAAUCGAACUCAAUUUACAUACGCCCAUUUCAAUUUCAAAGAAAUUCUCAAACAAAACGGAAUAUCUACAAAAGGAAAUCUCUUUUUGGACCGUGCUGGGACCAUGUUAUAGGACACUGUAAGGCAAGUUUGGAACGGCCAGAGAAGGUAAUGUUCCUGAAAUAUGAAGACCUGUUAAAAGAUUCUGUGGUUUAUGUGAAGAAAUUGGCAGGGUUUAUGGGAUACCCAUUUUCCUUGGAGGAAGAAGAAACUGGGGCAAUGGAGAGAAUAGUAAAUUUGUGUAGGUUUGAAAAUCUUACCAAUUUGGAGGUGAAUAACACUGGGGUACAGCAUCUGGGUCAGGUAAUUAAUAACAAAGAUUUCUUUAGGAAAGGCAAAGUUGUAGACUGGAGCAACUAUCUGAAUCCCAUAUGGCAAAUCGCCUCAAAGGGAUAA
Durio zibethinus is the source of this 450-nucleotide messenger RNA. NCBI's taxonomy places the organism in Eukaryota, Viridiplantae, Streptophyta, Magnoliopsida, Malvales, Malvaceae. The record is from RefSeq and is a predicted model, not a curated record.